Molecule: messenger RNA, 774 nt
Organism: Megachile rotundata (alfalfa leafcutting bee)
Lineage: Eukaryota; Metazoa; Arthropoda; Insecta; Hymenoptera; Megachilidae
Gene: Arl6
Product: ADP ribosylation factor-like 6
Molecular function (GO): GTPase activity; GTP binding
Source: RefSeq, a predicted model, not a curated record
CCGAAUUUUUCUUGUCAAUAAACUUCUUCGUUUUUCCUUUUGGCUGAAAACAUAAAGAAAUGAAAACAGAUAACACGAAAAAUAACCUACAGUCAAUAUCAACAACGAAAACUAUUGACGUUCGAUAAAGACGCAACAAACAUUCAAGAGAACAUAAAGAAUGGGACUAUUUGAUCGUUUAGCAAACCUUUUAGGUCUUAGGAAAAAAGAAGUAAAUGUUUUAGUAGUGGGCCUUAAUAACAGCGGUAAGUCGACGGUCAUAAAUAAUUUCAAACGCGAGGAUGACCGUUGCAUAGACAUAGUGCCCACUGUCGGGUAUAAUGUUGAAAAAUUUUCAUUCAAAAAUGUUAAUUUCACGGCAUUUGAUAUGUCGGGGCAUGAUCGCCAUAGAUCAUUAUGGGAACACUAUUAUAAGGACUGUCAUGGUAUUAUUUUUAUAAUUGAUAGCAGUGACAAAUUACGAUUAGUUGUUGUUAAGGAAGAAUUAGAUAUGCUUCUUCAACAUCCUGACGUAGCAGGUCGUAAAAUACCGAUUCUAUUUUUGGCAAAUAAAAUGGAUUUGCCUGACUCUUUGACUACUGUCAAACUCGUUGCUGGACUCGGUCUUGAUCGUAUACAAAAUAAACCUUGGCAUAUACGAGCAACAAAUGCAAUUACAGGAGAGGGUUUACAAUUAGGCAUUGAAUGGCUUACAGAUCAAAUUCGCGAUAUAUACAUUAAUAGAAGAUAAAGAUAGUUUUAUUAUGUCAUACAAGUUUUCACUUAUACAAUUUA